AUCUAACGGUACGGGAGCCGGCUUAUGUUUCCCCUAAAAUCAGGCGGAUGACGCCUAGCAAGCGCCUGGUAACCAUCGAUUCCCGGAAACCGCUUAUGCUUAUCUACCCCAACCGCCGGUUCGCAUCGUCCACACAAACAGCACAAGGGCCGAAUCUCUUUCACUGUGAAGGAAGAAGAAGAGUUCAGAAGGAUGGCUUCGCUGUUGCUCAGAUCUGCCGCAGGCCGCGUUCUUGGGCGAUCAAUCCCGCUAGGGGUAGGCUCCUUCCGUCGGAGCCCAGGCCGGUUCCUCUCCGGUGGUGCUCAGAGGAUCGAAUCCAAGCAUUCUCACUCAAACUACACCCACUCCCCCAGGCCCGUUUUGAGAUAGCAUUGGAGAAGUAUAGCGAGAACUUGCAAAAGGCACAUGAAGCAACUCUAAGUUUGCUAGAACAGGAGAAACGCUUCGAGCAACAGGAGCAACAACAAAUGUUGUUGUUAUCGUAUUUCUUACUUCCCGCUGGUGCUGGAUUUUUCAUAUUUGGUCCAGACAAGAAGAAGGAAACACCCGAGGAGACCAUUGAAACCUCUACUUAGCGAAGUUUGCGGCGUUUUGAUUUGUACCUUGAACUAUGUUCUUAUGCAGAGUUAAUAAUUGUGAGCUUACCGUAUGGAACUAUGACAAGUUUUAAGUGCAAUAAUACUAGAAACGGGUAAAGCUGUCUAGUCGCAUCACUAGAAAUUAUUUAGUCUUAA
Molecule: messenger RNA, 734 nt
Organism: Aegilops tauschii subsp. strangulata
Lineage: Eukaryota; Viridiplantae; Streptophyta; Magnoliopsida; Poales; Poaceae
Source: RefSeq, a predicted model, not a curated record